Messenger RNA from Polychytrium aggregatum, 2788 nucleotides. RefSeq lists its product as uncharacterized. The transcript is spliced from 5 exons. Lineage: Eukaryota; Fungi; Chytridiomycota; Chytridiomycetes; Polychytriales. Gene Ontology annotation, molecular function: protein binding. The record is from RefSeq and is a predicted model, not a curated record. The coding region runs from base 197 to 2686 and encodes 829 amino acids.
CGUCUGCAGCGCCCACUCCCUGACCCCCCCCCGCUGUCGUCGCAUCGUCUGCAGCCGCCCUGUGCCUGGCUCCCGCUCCGGCCUUCGCCUCCCCCCUCCCAUCUGCAUCUCGUCUCUGUCGCUGCAGACUCCUCGAUACCUCCCGUCUUCUCCCUGUCUCCCGCUGCAUCUUUUGUUUCCGUUUUUCUGAUCCACCAUGUUCAAGGCCUUCAAGAACCUCGGCCUCGGCCCGACCUUCUCCGUCUCUAUCCAGCUCCACGACUCGGUCACAAACGACGGCACCCAGUCGACCUCUCUGCCGGCCGAUGUCCAUCUGCCCCACGACGCCGUCUCCGUCAACGGCGUCGUCAUCGUCAACAACUCAACCCAGAAGAGCAUUCCCGUCCACAAGCUGAAACUGAUCCUUGUCGGUGGCUUUACCAUCGUCGAGGGCGGCAACGGCGCCCUGGACAUCCAGACCUACGACACCCUCAUCCAGAUCAACCCAUCGGUCCUGCCAUCUGGCACCUACUUCACCCACGCCAUCCACAAGACCCUGAACAUGCUCAUUCAGAAGGGCGAGGUUCCUCCUGGCAACUCGGAGUACCCGUUCAUGCUGCCGUUCCCCAAGCACAUUUGCCCGACAUUCAAGUCCAAGGACGAUGCCCCGUCCAUCCAGUUCAAGCUCUAUGCCGGUCUGUGGAAAACAAAGUCGCACGAUCUCGAAGUUACCGCUUACAAGGAGCUCGAGGUCGAUAUCAAGCGCACCGUCCUGUGGAGAAAGCCCACCGAUGUUAUCAACGAAGCUGGUCGUCUCACGGGUGUCGAUAUCUUCCACAAAAUCGUCAUCCCCGACCACAUCUACACCACCUCCGAGUACUUCACGGCCACUCUGACGUUCGAAGGCACAGAGGGCAUGAACAUCAAUAGCUUGAAAUCCGAGCUGUCGCUGAUGGAGAUUUGCAACACCGAGAAGCGCCAAUACGAGCGCAGGGUCACCAAGGCGAUCAAGCCCGAGGAGUUCUCCACCUCCAAGAGCAGUGGCGCUGACCAACACUACGGUCUGGUCAACUUCCGCGUCCCCAUCGAAAACGUGCGUCCUGACUUUAUUCCCGACACCGAGAAUCCUCCGAUGACGGUCCGCCACGAGGUCGUCAUUGCCACCACCGACGGCAAGUUCAAGGUGUCGAUACCCAUCGCUGUCGAGCUGGCCCAGGUGGGCUCGUCCACCACCCGCACCUUCCAGGCCAUCAAUCCGAUCCCUGGACGCACCCCGUCGCUCCAGAGUGCCUCCUCCGGUGGCGAGCAUGUGGCCCAUCCGCCACCUUACACCCCCAUCGGCUCUGAGAACCUGUCGGCAAUGCCCAAGCCCAUGGCCAUUCUCGCGACGCCCUCGGUUCGCUCGGACUCGAUCCGCGCCAACAGCGUCUCGACCUCGGGCUCGCCCAACAUCCGCGGCAACUUUUACGGCAGCCCCAUCAACUCCGUGCAAACCCCACAGAUGCCAAAGCAGCCUAUUGUCUCGCCCCGUGCCAAGACCAACAGCCCGAUGCUCUAUUCCCAGCAUGGCUCGCCCGAGUACCGCGUGCUGGUCCAGCACAAGCCCUACCGCGACGACGAGUUGCUGCUGUACCCGGACGACAUUGUCGUUGUUCUCGAAAAGUACGACGACGGCUGGGCCAAGGGCACCAACAUCCAAACCCGAUACACCGGCAUCUUCCCGCUCUGUAUCCUCUCUGGGUUUGCCCCCGAGAUUGCGGUUGUCGAUCCCUACGUCGAGAUUGCGCUUCCGCUGCGCUCGUCGUCGAUCGACCAGUACGGCGACGUGGACGUUGUGCAAAAGGCCCUCCUCUCGUCUGGCAACUCCAUGGCGAAGCAGAUGGCCCCUCGCGGAUCGAUUGCGUCCACCAAGUCGCACACCGAUGCCAUGGCUGCCGCCAUUGCGUCGCGGCGCAAGGCCUCUAUCUCGGCCGCCAUUCCAAAGUACAUGUGUGUCAAGUACUACGCGCCCAACAUGUCGGACGAGCUGGAGCUGUAUCCGGGCGAUGUCAUCUGCAUCACCCACAACUACGGCGACGGCUGGGCCCAGGGCUACAACGUCAUCACCAACAUCCCGGGUGUGUUCCCGCUGAACUGCCUCUCGGCCGAGCCCAUUCCGGAGCCCGCUCCUCACCCCGGCUACAGCCCUGUGUCCGCAAAGUCGGUCCUCGCCACCACCCCCGUCCUCAACCCCAACGUCUAUCAGGGCCAGCCAAUGACCCCCACCAUUCCGCCGCCGUCGCAUUACUCGCACUACUCGGACUCGAUGGCGUCACCGCCCGUCGCCGUUGCGCUGCCGCCUACCCCUGUGUAUGCGUCUUCGGACUCUGGCUUUGGUCGCCCCGUUGUCCCCGCCGCCGCGAUGAUGUCGCCGCCCAUGGCCUCAUCCAUCUCCACUCCACCCGACUCGCCCCGCCGUAAGCCCUCGGUCACCAGCAGCUUCUCCAACAACGACUCGCAGCACUCGAGCAACUCGUUCUCGGUGGCUGUGCCCUUCACCAUGGCCGAGCUUGACCAGCUGCUUGUCGAGGCCAAGGUGCCGCCCCAGGAAUACGUCCGCAUGCGUCCGAUCGUGAUCCAGCUCGAAUCCCUGAACGAGAAGCUGCUGAACGGCUCCAUCCAUCCGACAAAAUACAUUGAAGAGCGCGACCUCAUCCUCAAGUCCUAAAGAAAAAACCAGCAACCGCGACCGUACACUUUGCCCAGAACACGCACCCCUUCCCUAUCGAACUCGAUCUUGAAUUUUUGUUCUUGAUUUCGCCCCCCCCCC